UUUAAGUACACUGAAUCUGCAUUUUGAAGGUUUUCUCUUUAAUUGAAGGCCAUGUGAGUUACAUGUGCCAUUUAAAGGAAAUCAGAUUUUCUUUUCCCUCCAGCAUUGUUUUUAAGCAUUUUACUAAACUUAAACUUACACAGGAAAAAUAAGCAUGUCUCGUUUUUCUAUGGUGCAAAAAUCAGGGUGCACUGAAAUCCUACAAUCUUUAAACCACAGUGACUUGUGUGCGCUGAAGGAUACUGUAACCAACAAGCUGACGAACAUUUGGACCAAAGAGGAUAUCAUCAGUGUCAUUCUUAACUGUAGCCAAAGUGCUGAAGAACUACUGAAACGGCGGAAAGUUGUGCGAGAGGCUAUAUUGAAGUACUUAAUCCGACAUGAUGUUUCUGUACCGGCUUCAUUAGACAAACAGCAACUUAUUGAUCAAGCUUUGUUCUAUUGGAUGCAGCAAGAAUGGAAGAGCAACGAGGCAAUAGAUAAAACAAAACACAACCUUCUGGAACAAAUUAGGAAAGAAGAGUCAGAUCAAAAGGUAAAACAGGAAAUUGAAAAUGUAAAGACACAAACUAUCUUACGAGAAUUGGAAAAAACAAGGAAAGAACUGGAGGAGGCAAGACAAAAGGAGGAUCAAUUGACAAGACAAGUCGAGGAGCAGAGAAGGAAACGAGAGGAGGAGCAGGCGAGACGAGCAGAAGAGCAGAGGAAAAGACCAGCUGCUGAGCAAGUCAAGAGACAGUUGCAGGAACAAAUAACAGCACAAGCACAGGAUGAGGCAAAGAGACAACUGACAAUGCAAAUGAGUAUACAUUUGAAUAUUACACAGUCUGAGGCAUCAUCUCAGACAGUUGGAGACUUUGACUGCCAACUAAUUGGAGAGGAGUUCUGCCGCUGGUUCUUUAUUCUUCUGAAUUCCCAAAACCCUUCAUUUGGCCGACAACCAGAAGAGUGGGGUCCACAGCACUUUUGGGAUGAUGCAAUGCUUCAUUUUGCUUAUUCUGUCCAGGAAGACAAAACAGAGCAAUAUCAGAGUGCAACAAUGGUCAGUCAGCGCUUGCUGUCCCUGGUGAAAGAUGAAGAACUGCUCUUCAAUCCCAACAUUAGCAAGAAUGGAAUGAGAUGUGUAACUUCUCCACAUGGGAUAGUUGCCUUAGCAGUGGCUGGAACCAUUCAUCAGAACACACAGUGCGUGGGUAUUUUUGAGCAACUCUUUGGACUCAUCCGCACACCAAUUGGUGGAAACAACUGGAAAAUCAAAUAUGUUAACCUUCAGGUGAAAGCUUUGAAUGGUCAACUGGAAAUCGAACAACCCAAUUUAUCUAUUGAGCUUCCUGCGUUAGUGGCCCAUCUCAAUGAAUUAAGUGUAUUUAUCAAGUAACUUAUUUUAAAAAUAUACUUUGACUUUGCAGCCAUGGACUCUACCACAGACAUGCAAGGUUAAAUCUAGAAAGCAAAUUUGACAUUAGUCCUUAUUGCCUCUGUAGUGAACAUUUACAUUCACAUGGCAGAAAUCUGUUGAGCAAUUAUUUUUAAGAGUUAAUUUAAUCAAUCUGUUCAAACAUUUUAUGGCAUCUCCAGGGCUCCAAGUGAGACUUGAACCCAGCCCGGUGGUAGGGAUGCUGCUGCUGUGCCAUGAGAACCCCAAUUAUUUUUGUAGACUAUCUUAAUAAACUUUUCAUCGUCUUGCUUGAACACGUAAUCUAGCAUUGCAGUAUGGCUUCCCAUUAUAGAACCACAAUUCAGUCACAAUAAUAAAUGUCUUUGAAGUCAUUUAUGGACAUGUAUAAGAACCUAAAUGGAAUAGAGAAUGAAAGAAUGGAAUAAUACUCAGAAAUAGCAAAGCAACAGUAGAAGACGGCACCAUCUCAGGGGUAAGGAGAGCAUAUUUAUGGUUCUGGAAUACAUUCAUUCUGAUGAUGAUCAAAAGCUGCAAUGGAUUACAAAAAGGCUACUUAAAGCAAGAAUUCAUUUAAGAAACAGAUGCUACAAUAGGACAGUAAUGAGACUGGUAUUCUGAAUGGACAAAGAGCAUUUUAUCCAAUUUACCCUGUAAUCCUACAAAGUGAUGCAAAAUAUUUUAUGGAAAGCAGUAUGAAUAAUAUGUCAAUGGUAAUGUCUGUUCAGUUACACGUGUGAGUGGACACCUACUAAUUUUGCCUGAAUAUUAAAAGUUCCUCCCCUUUUUAAAUUCUCUAGUAACAUCUCAAACAAAUUUUUAAAAUUACACUUUCUGAAGGUCAGUUUAAUGUGGUGAUGACACUGUCAGUUUAGAAGUGUUACUGACUUCUGUAUUCUUCUAGAGCCUGAUAAUCCAACGGUUUUGAUACUGAGUCUAUUAUAUCAGACGAUGUACAAUGUCCAACCUUGGGACAUCAGCCGAAAUAGCAAGAGGGCUUUGUUUGUUUACAAGCAAAAAACAUGGUCUAAGUGAAUUAUUUGGGGAUUUAUUAUUUAAUUUUAUUCAAAUAAAUACAUAGCUGAAUUGCAAUAUUGUUGCCAGAAAAUCUAUCUUAUCGCCAAUCAGUUUUGCACAAGACAUAUGAUAUUUCAAAAAGAUAAUUUAGUCUGAAAAUCAAUCUUUCCCUUAGUUUUAGUGGACAUGUAAAUGCGCUUAUUUACAAUUAUGGUGGAUGUCAUUUAAACAUAGCCAAUAAUGCAUUUAAAAUAAAAUAUUUGAAUAUUAUUAAAAUACGACACUCAGAAACAUAACUCAAGCUCAUUAAGAAAUACACUGACCAUGCCUAAUGAGUGAAUGUUAAAAUCCUUUUGUGUUUUUUUCACUAGCACAGUAGCAUCUACAUGUAGUGAUAAAGGAAGAAGGUAAGAAGUAGGAGCAGGAGUAGGUCAUCUAGCUCAUUGAGCCCACUCUGUCAUUCAAUAAGAUCAUGGGUGAUCUUUUUGUAGACUCAUCUCCAUUUAACCACCAGCCCACAAUAACCCUUAAUUCCUUUACUAUUCAAAAAUCUAUCUAUCUUUGCUCUAAAAAUAUUCAAUGAGGUCGCCUCAACUGUUUUACGGGCAGGGAAUUCCACAGAUUCACAAACCUUUGAGUGAAGAAGUUCCUCCUUAACGCAGUCCUAAACAUACUAUUUUCAGGCAAUGCUUCUUGUUCUAGUUUCACCCGCCAAUGGGAACAACCUCCCUGCUUCUAUCCUAUAAUUCGUUUCAUAACUUUAUAUGUUCUAUAAGAUUCCCCCCUCAUUCUUCUAAAUCACAGUGAAUACAGUCCCAGUCUACUUAAUAAGAUGCAGAAAAAUAAGCAAGGAAGAGAUGUCUGAGUUUUUUUUUGCAAUAGGAGGGAUUGUAGAAAGAAGCCUUAGAAAAAUAGCAUAAACGAUCAACUGGAAAUUCAGUUUCUAGAAAUUCACCGAAGGUGGUUUCUGAGACACUGCAACAGGUGGCACAGUGAACUGAAACAUUGAUAAAAACAAGAUACAGAACAAAUAAAUGUUACUGGUUUUAGAGUACGAAUGAUAGAUUUGAGGCAAAGAGAAGCUGGUCAUUUGGCAAAUUCUGCGGGGUUUGAUAGAUUUUAUCCCUUUUACUUUUGUGCUUAUUUGUGAUGGAGCCCUUAAGUAAGUAGAUUUAAAAGCUUUCUUUAAAGAUAUUUGUACGUUUCUGGUAAUGUUUGUGGCACUUUUUCUCGUUUAUAGUGUUUAUAUUUAGACAUUUUGAAUAUUUUGUAAAGUAAUUUAUUUUUUAUGCAAUGCAAGUUUGUUUUGAAGGUGACCUGGAUAGAAUAGUUUGUGCUUGAGAUGUUAUAGUGAAUGAGGACAUGCUAGGAUGAUCAGCAGUCUUUAGACCAUAUCUGCAGACCUUGAAAAACUAAUGGCUUUUGCAGAAUGUUGUCAUCUGUAACAAGCAAAAUUUUGCAUUUAUACUUUAUGUUAUUUGUUUACUAUAUAUGUAUUCUCAGUGACUGCGGCAGGGGAACUUCUGUCAUUAACUUGUACCAGUGUGUGCCUGCAGACCUUGGAAAGCUAAUGACUGUUGCUAAAUGUUGUCAACUGCAACAAGUAGAACUUUGCAUUUAAAUUUUAUGCUGAUUGUUAAUUUUGUAAUAUAUUCUUGGUGACUUUGACAGUUUACCCUCUUUCAUUCCUCUCCAUCAGUCUAUGCCUGAUAAAGAACAGCAGAGGUUAUGCAGUUGAGGCAAUCCUGCAUGGGCAGAUUUAUGAUUCAAGGAGGUUGGGUGGUUGACUGUUGAUCUGUGAAGUACUCAAUUUUAACUGUGUGGCAUCAACAGAAACUCUUUAACAUUUAGAAGUGCUGCUUAUUAGAAAUGUUGCUGAAGAGGGAAAACUAUUGAUUUAUUUCUUUUAUAUUUUCUUGUGCCUGGAGGCACUGAUUUUGUCUGAGA
This is a messenger RNA of Stegostoma tigrinum, 4360 nucleotides long. RefSeq lists its product as uncharacterized. The record is from RefSeq and is a predicted model, not a curated record. Lineage: Eukaryota; Metazoa; Chordata; Chondrichthyes; Orectolobiformes; Stegostomatidae. The transcript has 3 exons. The coding region runs from base 155 to 1378 and encodes 407 amino acids.